Brassica napus (rape) is the source of this 690-nucleotide messenger RNA. Its product is annotated as 10 kDa chaperonin 2, chloroplastic. Gene Ontology annotation, cellular component: mitochondrial matrix. Lineage: Eukaryota; Viridiplantae; Streptophyta; Magnoliopsida; Brassicales; Brassicaceae. The transcript is spliced from 6 exons. Bases 59 to 550 code for a protein of 163 amino acids. Gene Ontology annotation, molecular function: metal ion binding; ATP binding; protein folding chaperone. The record is from RefSeq and is a predicted model, not a curated record.
AGGAACCUCUAAGCCGAAGUCAAAACAGAGGAAGAAAAAAAAAAACCUUAUCUAGCAAAUGGCUACUUCCACUUUCGUCUCUCUACCAAAACCCUUCUUCGCUUUUCCGGUGAAAACCAACACUCCUGCUCUAGCUAACCACAAGCUUCUCGGAAGCCGAAGAGGUUGUCUCAGAGUCAAAGCGGUUUCAACUAAAUGGGAACCGACAAAGGUACUGUCUUUUUUUCCUUCUGUUUUAAUUUUAUCAGAAAAGUUGAAUUCAUUUCGUUUUUUUUUUUUGAAGGUUGUUCCUCAAGCAGACAGGGUUCUUGUUCGUCUUGAAGAGCUUGCUCAGACAACCUCAGGUGGAGUGUUGUUGCCUAAAGCAGCUGUUAAGUUUGAGAGGUACCUAACCGGAGAGGUUGUCUCUGUUGGUUCUGAGGUGGGACAACAAGUUGGCCCUGGAAAGAAGGUUCUGUUCUCUGACGUGAGCGCAUAUGAGGUCGAUUUGGGGACCGGUGCUAGGCAUUGCUUUUGCAAAGAGAGCGACCUGUUGGCUCUCGUGGAGUAGAGUUCUCGUCAAAUGUUUUCUUGAAGUUUUUUAGUUGCUUGCUGUAAUGUUCAGACUUUGUUUUUGUGACAAAACAAUGUUUCAUAUCAUUUGAAAUCAUUUCAGAAACAUAAAUAAUAAAAGAUCUUCAACUAGUUUAA